Messenger RNA from Dama dama (fallow deer), 547 nucleotides. It is a transcript of the gene C7H6orf52, whose product is annotated as chromosome 7 C6orf52 homolog. Gene Ontology annotation, cellular component: nucleus. Gene Ontology annotation, biological process: selenocysteine incorporation. Lineage: Eukaryota; Metazoa; Chordata; Mammalia; Artiodactyla; Cervidae. Bases 1 to 387 code for a protein of 128 amino acids. The transcript is spliced from 4 exons. The record is from RefSeq and is a predicted model, not a curated record. Gene Ontology annotation, molecular function: tRNA binding.
AUGUGCAGAGUGAAGCCAGACUUCCCGUCCUGCCAGCCUCACCCCUUUGGCAGCUGGUACGAACAACAGCAGAGUGGUUAUCCUGGCUACAGCUCUGGCUGCGGGGCGGGUGGAAAUGGACCCAACCUUUAUUCUCUGUGUGAGACCUCUGUUUACCCGGCUGAGACUUCACUUCCACCGAAGGAAACCACACCUCUAGCUGAAAACCAAGAUGAAGAUUCACUCGAAGAUCCGAAUCUCCACUUGAAUAUUGAGGAACUCAACAAAGAGUUUAUGGUGAAAAGUGAAGAGCUCUACCAAUCUCUCAUGAAUUGCCACUGGCAGCCUCUCGAUACAGUGCACUCAGAAAUCCCAGACAAGACCCCCCAAGAGCAAGAUGCUUAUUAAGCUACCCAACUAACAUAUAGAUUGUGUCUUGUUUUGUUUCUGUUUUAAAAAUAGUUCUCUGAGGAAGGCACUGGAUUGUGUAUGUAAAUAUAGAUUCCCAGGACUUAAACUUGAUUGAGAUGACAGAAUGUAAUGUAAAUAAACUUUACCAGCACGUUCA